This is a messenger RNA of Cygnus atratus (black swan), 3988 nucleotides long. It is a transcript of the gene RGS9, whose product is annotated as regulator of G protein signaling 9. The transcript is spliced from 17 exons. The record is from RefSeq and is a predicted model, not a curated record. The coding region runs from base 102 to 1568 and encodes 488 amino acids. Lineage: Eukaryota; Metazoa; Chordata; Aves; Anseriformes; Anatidae. Gene Ontology annotation, biological process: intracellular signal transduction; regulation of G protein-coupled receptor signaling pathway; G protein-coupled receptor signaling pathway.
GCCGGGAGGCGGUGGCGGCGGGCGGCGGGCAGGUGCUGCCCGGCGGGCACGGCUCGGCUCGGCUCGGCUCGGCUCGGCGCGGCGCGGCUCGGCAGCGCACCAUGACCGUCACACGGCUGGACCAGGGGCAGCGCUACCGGCCGCGGAUGGCCUUCCUGAAAAAGAUCGAAGCGCUUAUGAGGGAGAUGCAGAAUCCAGACACGGGCAUCAAGAUGCAGACGCAGAGGGUGAUGAUCACCAACAUCCCCCAUGCCGUGGCAGGUAACGAUAUACUGCAGUGGAUUCUCCAGCGUUUGCAGAUCACUGAUGAAGAGGCACUACACCUAGGGGACCUGUUUGUCAAAUAUGGGUACAUCUACCCUCUUCAGGAGCCGAAGAAUCUCACCCUGAAGACAGACGGUAGUCUGUACAGGUUUCAGACACCGUAUUUCUGGCCCACGCAGAGCUGGCCUGCUGAUGACACAGACUACGCAAUUUACCUAGCAAAGAAGAACAUUAAGAGGAAGGGGAUUUUAGAAGAAUAUGAAAAGGAACAUUACAACAUGCUCAAUAAAAAAAUAAACUACAAGUGGGAUUUCGUUAUUAUGCAAGCCAAAGAGCAGUAUAAGGCAGGGAAGGAGCGGAAGAAGGCGGACAGGUACGCCCUGGAUUGCCAGGAGAGAGCCUACUGGCUUGUGAACCGGACUCCCCCCGGCAUGCUUGACGUCCUGGAGUAUGGAUUAGACCGCGCGACAGAUCCCAAUGAAAAUAAGGUAAACCAGAAAAAAACAAUGGAUGUUUAUAGGAGAGAGAUCAUGUACUAUCAGCAGGCCAUCAUGAAGUCCAGAGUGAAAUCUUCUGUCUCCCUUGGAGGGCUUGUGAAGUACUCUGAGCAGUUCCUCUCCAAUGAUCCUAUCCUGUCGGGAUGUCUCCCCAGCAACCCCUGGGUAACAGACGACCCUGAGUUCUGGGAUCUCAAUGCAAAGCUAGUGGAAGUCCCCACCAGAAUGCGUGUGGAGCGAUGGGCCUUCAACUUCAGUGAGCUGAUACGAGACCCCAAAGGUCGGCAGAACUUCCAGCUCUUCCUGAAGAAGGAGUUCAGCGGAGAGAAUCUGAGUUUCUGGGAAGCCUGUGAGGAUCUCAAGUAUGGAGACCAAUCCAAGGUCAAAGAAAAAGCAGAAGAAAUUUACAAGCUCUUCCUGGCUCCAGGAGCAAGACGGUGGAUUAACAUCGAUGGCACAACAAUGGGCAUCACUGUCAAAGGCCUCAAGCACCCUCAUCGCUAUGUGCUAGAUGCUGCUCAGACCCACAUUUACAUGUUGAUGAAAAAGGACUCCUAUGGCCGCUAUUUAAAGUCUCCAAUAUACAAGGAAAUGCUGGCCAAGGCUGUUGUGCCUCAAGAGACUGUCAAAAAAAGCUCCAAUUUCCCGUUCGGCCGCCGUCAGCUCCGCUCCAGCCCCAGCCCCGUCAUCCUGAGGCAGCAAGAGGAAGAGGCCAAAGCCAAAGAAGCUGCCACCACUGUGGACAUCACGCAGGUCAUGAGCAAGCUGGAUCGGAGGAGCCAGCUCAAGCAGGAACCUCCCAAGUAGGCUCUAAGCCCUGCAGGGCACAGCGCAGGGAAAAGACAAGCUGAGGCUGGUGUUGAGCUUCGUCUCCCCUUCCUGAAGGUGUCAGUGCUGCUUUAGGUUUCCCAGGCCGGCUCUGCCAGCGGCCUGCUUCCUGCACGUUGCCAUGGCUUCUGCAGCAGCAGAUGUCACUUCCCAGGCACGGCAGGCAUGGGAAUGCUGCCGGAGCCAGGCCGCUGGCUGUGCCAGACUCGUGGCACAGGGCCAGAACCCCUUUGUGCACACCAUGGAGGUACAAUGCUUUCUGGCUGCCCCAAGACCCCAGGAGGCUGGGCAGCCCAGGCACCUCUCCCUGCCUCCUACUCCUCCAGGAGCUGGGAUGGCACAGGGUAGAGUGGAGUUGUGCUGUCCCAGUCCUUUGGGGUCAAAUCGGCCUUCCCUGGAGCAGCAGUGGAGGACCCUGCAGGGAGCAGGACGAAGCAGUCAGCCUCAGAGCAUGUCCAUGCUGGCAUCCAUCCUCUCAGUAGGACGUGCACCCUCCCAGGGGAUGCAUAGCGGGCACCCUCCUGAGAGGAGUGGUCACAUAAAUUCUCCAUCUGCUGUAAGGCACCCGAAGUAUCCUGCACCUCCAAGUCACUGCAGAGGAGUCAAAGAGAGAAGAGUGGGCUAGACUUCUUGUGAGAAUAGCAUGAUGACCAUUUCUGAAGGUUUGGGUGACUCUUUAAAUUUUAAUGACAUCCCAAGUCCCCCUGGCUCGUUGGAGAUGAUCAGUAGAAAGCUCUGCUCUCCCUGUUCCUCCCCCACACAACGAGCUAGGUGUGCAGGCUUAGAGCCAUCCCUCUCAGGAGCCUGCUGGAGAGAUACAGCCACAGCUUUGUGUUUCUUUUAUCAAAUCCCUUCUGCCUCUUCUCUUGUCUUUUUCCUGCUAUUCUAUUUUCUGCUGUUAAAAAAACUAACAGGAGGUAGUUCUAGUUGUCACUGGUCUGUAGCCUAGAGGCAAGGAAAAAACAGGGCAGAGGUGUUAAGAGCUGACUUCAACUUUAAGUAGUGUUUUUUCAUUUGUUCCUUUGCUCUUUAGAAUAAGGAAACCUAAAUAACUAUGUUAGCACUAGAGAGCUUUGGGAGAUUCCAGGCUUUGCUGGGAACCCCCUGCCUGUCUGGACCAGGCUGAUGAUUACCAGAAGUGGAAGAUUCCUGCAAAGCCCAGUAAAGAGAAUCGCAGGGGGGAGCAGAAAAACUUCCUUGUUUGUUAGAAUUUAGGGGAAGUGGAGGGACUGGGUGGGAAGCAUUGGAAUACAGGAAACUUCUUAACUCCUACUUGCAUUAUUCAUCCGUUUUUAUUACUGGAAUGAAUUUACAGGAAAAUGGAGAUAGAGAAAACUGGAUGUGAGUGGGAACCCUGAGGUAUUAGGGUGUAUGGAGACCAGCCUCUCCCUGACGGGGAGACAGCCAGGCCAUAGGCCCAGACAGCUUCGAACAGCAAUUCUUGCCCUCCCUGUAUGUGUUAUCAGAGGCAGAAUCAGGGCUACGUGGUCUGAUCUGGUGUCACUUCAGAACCAGUCGUCUUCAUUUUGCAGCUGAGCUAUGGAGAUCUUAGUGACCUCUGUUAACCUAACGGUGAUAAAUGGUAUAGAGGAAUUGAAAUCAAGUUACAUGAGUAUUCAGCUCUGGUGUCAAGGUCUGCUUGCUGAGUCCCUACUCGCAUUCCCGAGGGAAGCAAUAGCAAAUUCUGCAAUGCCAUAAGGGGGAGCAGGCUCAGCCUGUAAAUGCUUUAAACCACAGGGCUUCUGUAUGUGAAGUACUGUACCAUCAACUCACCUUAACAUAAAAGCACUGAAGGGUACUCAAGAGCUUGGCAGGGCUGGUCUGCAGCUGCUUGGCUGUGAUGAGCUGUACAGGCCCUUCAGAGUUUGUGUAACGUGGGACACUGAGCGUGUCGGGAUUGCCAGUAGUAGUAACACGUGGAAGAUCAAGUCAGGGUAUAAAUAAUAAAUAACAAAUCUGUGUGUUCCAGUCAGUCCCUGUGAUUCUACUUCUGUUUUGUCUGUAUCUUUGCUUUUUAUGUUAUCUCUAUCCAUUCCUUUCUCUGAUUUUCUCAUCAGCUCAGCUUUGCAUUGCUGUCCCACCGCCAUGGGUUAAUGCUGCCUGCUCUAGAGUCACCGUGCUUGUGAAACACCAGUCCCCCCCUUGCAGGCAGAAGCUGGCUCUGUUCUGCUUACAGGCUGAAUAAGCUGGUAUAACCCAGCGUACCACUCCUUGGUCCCUUGCUGCUCAGUCCCUGAAGAGGAAGGUUGCAUGGUACAAAGUGUGACCAUGGUACAAAUUGAACUUUGUUUUGUGUUAGCCAAGAAAUUGUUUGUUUCCAUUGGAAAUCAGAGCAGUAUGUUGUUUGUUUCUUGGCCAUCACUUCUGUGCAUUCAUCUGUCUAAUAAAAAUAAAUAGAA